AGGAUUUCUUCAACAUCCCAUAUGUCAAUAAAGGUUCCCAACACACCAAAACACUCAGUGUUGAGGAUACAACAGAGGGGCUGACAUCAGCCUGGAGAGAAGGGGGGCGUGGACAGGAAACAUGAGGGGAACCCUAUCCAGAUUCUCACCAGUCUUAAUCUUCCUCAUCCUCACAGGAGUCUUCUUUCUGCGCAGCAUUGACUUUCUGGAGAGGUGGAAUUCCAAGCCAGUGUCCUCUCUCCAUCCACCUCAGCCUAGAAACAUCUCUAUCAUCAAAGCCCCUGCAAUCCUCACCUCAAGACCUUACCUCCAGACCUUACCUCCAGAGCUACACAGCCCGAAGUCUUGCCCUGACGUGGGCCCGGAGCCCACGCCUGAUGAGGCCCAAGAGCAGCGCACUCUCCUGGACUCCAUUACCUGGCCUGGGCCCCCAAGGCUGGAGGUGCCGGUCAAGCAGAGCAGUGACCCGGCCCACAGCUACUUUGUGAUCCAACCUCCAAUCAAAGUCUCUGGCCAGGCCACCACAUGGCAGGUGGGAGGCAAGCUAGAGGUUCUUGUCCACAUGCAUGACUUCUUGGGCCAGCCGAAGAGUUAUGGCGGGGAUUUCCUGGUGGCUAGGAUCCGCUCGGUGCAGUUUGGCGCCGGCGCGUCAGGUCGGGUGGUGGACCAACUGAAUGGUACGUAUGCGGUGGAGCUGCCGCUGUUGUGGCCGGGGUCAGCCCAGGUGGAGGUGACGCUGUUGCUCUCCAGUGAGGGGGUGAGUGUGCUGAAGCGCCUCAGAGAACAACAGCCAGACCGGGUCUAUUUCUCCAGCCUUUUUCGCUCCGGUGACCAGUCCGAGACCACUCAGUGUGCCCUGUGUCUUCCUACUGGAUCUGGGAAGAUGGAACUGUGCAAUUACACCGACCCACACACUGGAGACCCCUGGUACUGCUACAAGCCCAAAAACCUGAGCUGUGACAACCGUCUCAACCACUUCAAUAGCGGCUACAAGCCAAACCUGCUCUACGCCAAUGAGUCUUUGCUGUUCACAAGGUAUACAUUCCUGAAUUAUUUGUCGUACUAA
This is a messenger RNA of Engraulis encrasicolus (European anchovy), 1066 nucleotides long. Its product is annotated as NXPE family member 3-like. The record is from RefSeq and is a predicted model, not a curated record. Bases 122 to 1066 code for a protein of 314 amino acids. The transcript has 3 exons. Lineage: Eukaryota; Metazoa; Chordata; Actinopteri; Clupeiformes; Engraulidae.